UGAAGCUGGAAGCCUCCAGCAUUGUGCUUCUUUCCCCUGAUGAAUGAGCUACUGCAGGUGAAUCUGUCCUGUCCAACGCUGAACUUCUGAAAAAUGGCCACCCAAUUGGUCGGACAUCCUCAUUUCGUCACGCAGCCCGUUCCUUAGUUGCCGAUGGAUCCGAAGUAGUUCUGCUAUUCUCAGUUGCGGUUGACGGAAAAUUUUCUGCUGAUUUCCUCACUUAGUGCAGACUUAUGUGCAGGUAUAGAUGCCGCGUUAUCUUCUAAUUACUUUCUCAAGCGAAACUCCCAUCUCGUAAUUGUCUCGCUUCCGCUCAUUAUAGCCGUUGGUAUGGGUGUACCCCGGCGAUCGGCAUACACGAGGUUCGUAGACCAAUCAGACAGCGACAGCUCGCCAGGCUCCUCCAAUCCCUCCUCGCCAUUAUACCAAAGCAACCCCUACCGCUUCACAUCGGCGUACCUGCACACGCCAGAGGAAGCCAAAUCGCUCCAGACCGAAUGGAACCUCUCUCAACCGCAAUCCCCGCCCUUGCCGCACACCUUAGCUCCGGUGGACGAAGCAGAGCACGACGCGCAUGAGCUUGCGCUCGGGGUAGAACCGGCGGAAGCGCAAGCUCUUUGCGGCGAGAGACAGGAUGGCGAAGUGGGGGAGGCGGAAGGCGCGGGGGGAAGCGGGAGCGGCGGAGGAUGGGGGGAGCGGAGAGCGCAGCUGCUGCAGCUCGGCGCGGCGAGCUGGGACCGGCUGGUGCCGCGGCGGGUGCGGAGAAUCUUCGGACAGGGAACCAUGCCCCGCGCGUGGGGGUCGCAAGGGCCGAUAUUUGGACUCCUGGACCGGCAAACCACACCGGCAUCGGCCUGGGAAUGGCUAAAGGACACGUGGAAGUCUCGGCGCGUGGGGCGGCUGGAUUUCCUCCGGCACCCGCUGGUGCGGCCGGUGGUGCAGCUGCCGUCGGAGGCGUUCGUGGGGCUGCUGUUCUGGACCAGCCUCAUGGCGUUCGUGCGGAGCGUCUACUGGUUCAUGCUGGACGCGCAGGGGCUCACCUCGCACAUCCUCCUGCUCGGAUACCUGCUCGUCCCAGGUCUCGUGCUAGGCCACGAGUUCCUGCACCAGCUGCUCUCCACCAAUCCCGUGCUUCGCGCGCUGCUGGUUCUGGGCGGCGUGGUGGGCGUGGGCGGCAGCAGGGAGGGCGUCGAAACCACCAUAUGGGGGGUUGCUCUUAGCGGAGCAGGCGUCGCCAUGGUAGGGCUGUACAUAGGCGAGGGGCUCUGGCUUGCGCCCCCCGCGCGCAGGCGGAGAUUAGGGUUUGGGCUCGCGGGGGGGCUGCUGCUGCUGCAGGCGCUGCAGCUGGCGUUUGGCGGGCGGAACCCGCUGCUCGCGCGCUGGUGGGGGCUGCUGCUGCUGGCGGUGCUCCCGGGCGCAUGGGUGGCGGCGCUGCUGUUAUAUGAAGAGCUGAGGGAUUGGGAGGGGGAAGAGGAGGAGGAAGGGCGGAUGGUGGGGGGAAGCAGGGGAGGGGAGGGCGCGCAGCGGUACUGGCCGGUUGGGCGGGAGGGGCAGGGUUUGGAAGCGGCGACUGCUCUGAGUGAGGACGAGUGGAGUGUGGAAUCGGAGGGAGGGUGGCGGAUGGCGGAGUUUAACGAAGGUGCUCAUAACGGGGCGGGGCUGAAAUCAGGAGAGGGGAGUAUGGUUGCAGUGAUGGUUGUGAGGGCACAACAGGAGAUACAGCAGCAGCAGCUGCUGCUGAAAGGACAGCUGGAGCAGCAGCACGAGCAGCAGGACGAGCAGCAAGGGCAGGAAUUGGAGCAGGAGAAAGAGGUUGCACUAGGGGGGGGAAGGGCACUCCCAGCAUCAAGUGAAGCUACAGCUGCCGAAGCAACUGCUGCCCGCCCGUCCAGUGCAGUCUCGAUUUGGCUGGGAACAGCUUCCGAGCCUGACAGCCAGGCUUGGAGAAGCGUGGACGAAUCGCACGACGCCUCGUCAUCGGCCUAUGAGAAAUCGCACAAUGUGUCGGCAUCUGCGUCAGCAUCAGCAGGAGCAGGUGGGAGAGCAAAUGCGGCUGCAGGGCCUGUGUGGGUGGCUGAUAUGUUGGGGGGAUUUAUGGAGGAAGGCGAGGAGGAGGAAACCGGAGGGGAGGGGGGGACACUGGUGGUGAUUGAAGGCGAUUGUGACAGUAGCAGCGGUGAGAAUAGCGAGGUGACUGGUUGGCAUGCUACGCAGGGGUGUGAGCUCCUAGGAAAGCAGGGCGAGAAAGGGACGCCUGGGGGCGAAUGCACGUGCAAGGCAGAGGAGGGCGGACUAGUGGGGGAGAACGGUGCAAGAGGAGACGGGGAGACAAGGGGGCGGGCGGGAUAUGGCGACCAUGCAGGCACCAGGGGGCGCGAGAGUUUCGAGUCUCCUCAGACGGCAGCGACAUGUGAAGAGGCAGUGGGUGAUACGGAGCACACGAAUUUCGAGUCUUUUCAAAAGGCUGUGGGGUACGAGGUGGAGCCGGGUACCAGCGAGCAAGAGCGUCACGCCAGGAUGCCAGACGCACACGAGCUCGCAGCAUCAGCGGCAGCAGCAGCGGCAGCAGCAGGGCAAGCAGCAGAGCAGCAAGACGCGUGUGGCAGCGAGGGCUCACCUGAAUGUACCGAGGGCUUGCUUGAGCAACGGAAUGAGGGUUUGCCUGAGUGGCGGUCGCCCGUGCGCGGCGUGCUGGCAUACUUCGGGCUAGAGAUGGGGUCUGUGGAAACGUCCGAGGGCAAGCUGCGCGCCGAGUGGCGCAGCAGCCGGCAGUGGGAGACCACUGUGGAGCUCAGCGAGUGCGACUCUAUGGGGUACGGGGAGGGGGGGCAGGGAGAGGGGCAUGCGGCAGGGGAUGGGGGAGAAGGGGCAGGAGGAGAGGGAGGGGGGCGAGGGGGAGAAGGAGAAUGGGAGAUGGGAGCAGGAGAAGUAGGGAGUGGUAGAGGGUUUGGUGUUGGGCGGGUGCGCAGCAGAGAGAGGAAGUGCUAUGGCAUGUGCUCGGGUGAUGGAUGGAAGGUGGCAGCACUACCAUGGGAGGGGGCAUCGGAUGGAGCAGAUAGAGCGGAUAGAGUGGAUAGAGCGGAUAAAGCCGCCAUGGCAAGGGCAGCAGCACGAGCAGCGGCAAGAGCAGCAGCACGAGCGGAGGAGGAGAUGCUUCCCUUCAGGCAAAAACGGCUGCACUGGUCUAAGCACGGGUGCUUGCGCACGUGUCAAGCCGCCAUUGGCCACGGCAGCCUCGUCUUCCUCUCCCAUUGGCUCCUCUCCUCGCCCUACCUCAUCCCCAGGUGGCUCUCCGCCCCCCCGGCCUGGGGGUUCAUCACUGUAGUAUCCCUCGCAUUAGGCAUAGUGCUAGCUGCUGAGAUUCUACGUAUGCACAUCCCCAAGCGCGUUCAUGCCAUAGUGGCUUUAACUCUGGCUGUUUCCGGGUGCCUCUGGUUGCUUCUCUCGGGCCCGUUCCAUCCCGUGCCUGCGCUUCAGGCUCGGCCCGAGCCUGGCUCCCGGUUCUGGCUGUCGUUUUCCCAAGCCAGCGGGUACGUGUCGGACCAGCCACAUGAGCUAGUUGACCUCACCGGACCUGUCUCGGGACCUGUUGCCGUACCUGCUGCUGCUGCCACAUCAUCUCAAGUUAAUCCAUCCACCUUUUCCGAACCAGCAGCUGGUGCAGCCAGAGCAGCAGCAGCUGAAGCUUCAGGUUUCCGAGCCUAUCUUCUUGGUGCCCCACUCCUAGCCCUGGCAAUCCCGAGCCUGUGGGUUGUGCUAGCUCAAAACAUGGGCGGGGCGUACCCGGGCCUGGGAGCAGCAGGUUCAGCAAUGUGGUAUGUAAUCCUGCUGGUUUGGAGUGCAGCUCUGGUGGCUUAUGAGAAGCUCGGACCUCUUGGCUUGCUUCGGGGGAGUCUGCCGAUCCUACUCGCCGUGUCGAUGGGGGGAGUGGCUUGGGGAGUGUGGCGGGCUCCCGAGCCUAAAGGCGAGGGUCGGCGGAGCGACCUGGCGGUUCGGACGGAGUGGUGGAGGCUCGGGCGGCUCGCGUGGGGCAGCGGCGUCCCGGACCGAAUGGCACUGGGGGCUCUUCUCCUCAUCGUCGUCCUCCUCCUCCCCUUCCCCCUUCUCCUCCAACUCGCCUACGCCCCCUCCUCCUCCCCAACCUUCGUCAGCAGCUUCGGCAGCAGCAGCAGCAGCAGCAGUCUCGGCAGUGCCGAGCCUAGCUCGGAGGCCUGGGUGCAGCUUCGGGUGCUCAACUUCAACGUGCAGCAGGGGUUCAGCCGGGCAGGUUCAGUGAACAUGGAUGCCAUUGAGCACGUGAUUCGGCAGCAGAAACCGGAUGUUGUCCUGCUGCAGGAGUCGGACACCAUGCACCUGAUCCAUGGCAAUGUCGACAUGGUGCAGUACCUCGCAACAUGGCUGGGCAUGCACGCCUGGUCCGCCCCCCCCGCCCGCCACCAGUCGUGGGGCUGCGCCAUCCUCUCGCGCUUCCCCCUCCUCUCCGCCUCUGCCUCUCAGUCCCUCCCCUCCCCCCAUGGCGAACUCGCCUGCUUUCAACAUGCUAUCAUCCUGCUAGGGGCUCGUACCAUGGCUGUUUCUGGUGGUGGAGACAUGCUCCCUGGUGGUGGUUACAUGGUUGCUGGUGGUAACCAGACGAGUGCGGGUGUGCCUGGUUACCCUGUUCACAUCAUGAACGCGCAUUUCAGUGACCUUGAGGUGGAUAUCCGGCUGGAGGCUGAGCGGGCGGCAUCGCUUGUCCGUGGUGUGCUGCAGCCAGGGGGGGAGGGAAAGCAGGGUGGAGGAGGAGAGCGGGAGGGGAGAAGGACUCAAGAAGUUGGGGGAGCAGGAGAAAGGUCAGGUGAAUCAGGAGAAAGGCCAGGUGAAUCAGGAGAAAGGUCAGGUGAAGCAGCAGGAGAAACUGCAGGUGCUGCUCACAUUCCGUCCACAGGUGCUGCAGCGGUGCCAUCAGCAAAUGCUGCUGAUCUGCCAUCAACAAAUGCUGCUGACGUGCCAUCACCAAUUGUUGCUGAGGUGGCAUCAACAAACGCUGCUGACCUGGUAUCAACAAAUGCUACUGAUGUGCCGUCAACAGGUUCGGCUGAUGAUCCAUCCAGCAGCCCUUCUGUAGGGACCGAUGCACCAGCAGCGAUUGGCAUGGGCACAACUAUCACAGCAGCGGAGGGGGAUGCUGCCACAGAGGAAGCAGCUGCUGCAGCAGCAGAAGCAGAGCGAGCAGCGGGGGUGCAGGGAGACACAACAGCAGAAGCAGCGGCAGUUGCACCCGUAGGGUCAGAGGACGCAUCAAAAUCAGAGGGAGCACCAGGCUCCGAAGCAGCACCAGCGCCUUCAACAUCCAAUGGUCACUCUAUCACGUUGCCCCUCUCUCCUACUCCCACCAUGCCCACCUCUCCCCCACCAACACCCUCCCCUUCCCACUCGCUCCUCCCUGCCCCCCUCAUUUUCGGCGGGGAUUUCAACUUGGCCCCCCUCUCCCCGCCCUACCUCACCCUCCUCUCUCCCGGCCUUAUUGACACUCAAGCCGAGAAGAUGGGAGCGUGGAAGAGCAUGGGGGACAGGGACCCUGGGGCGGGAUAUGUGCUGGUGUCGAAGGGGAAUGUGGAGUGCUUGGAGUGGCGGGAGCCGAGGUAUGAUCAGAGGAAGACGUCGGAUGGGUACCCUGUGGUUGUGGAUGUGAAGAUCAACUUCCCUGGUGCCGCGUGAGCGGUGGUGCUUGUGCCAGUGAGCUGUGCCCAAAGAAGCUGUGCUCCUCUGGGCACAGCUCACGCGUGAGUGGUGCGUGAGCGGAGUGGUGCUUGUGCCCAGAGGAGCCUCGAAGCGAAGGGUGGGAGCGUUUGGUUUUUUUGAAUUCUCAAAAUCCAAACUCUGCCCAGAGGAGCCUAGAAAGGAGGGAUGGGAGCCGAGGCAUGAGCAGAGGAAAACACCGGAUGGGUACCCUGUGGUUGUUGAUCCGAAGAUCAAGUUCCCUGUUGCCGCAUAAAGGAGGACUUUUUGUGGCUUUGGACUCCAGCCAGGUGGGUUUUCUGCGGAACCUGCUGCCACCACUGCUGGCAUGAAGAUGAGGAUUUGGUUUGGGGGUUUUGGGUUGCCCUCAGUUCUUUUCAGCCUUCGGAUCCGUCAUAGUUAGUGGUGCUCGCAAUGGCUGGUCACUCCAGCGACUGCUGCUAUCAGGAGCUACUGACUGACACACGCAUCCCCCUUUCGUGGUGUCACUGUCACGUGUUGUGUCCCAAGGCACUGAGAUUGGAUUACUGACACGCACGUUUUGGGGUAGAUUUUCUCUGGUCAACAUCCUCUCGUGCCUCAUAAGGGGCAUGGGGUGUAGCUCUAGGAAUAUGGUUUACCAUCUGUGCAUAGCCUUUGAGUGUGCUUGUGUAGCUAUAAAUAUCCUCUUGAAAUGCCUAGAAAUACAUGGAGCAUGUGCAGAAGAUGACAAAAUGGAUGGCUAGAAUAAUAAAUGCCCAGUGGC
Closterium sp. NIES-67 is the source of this 6466-nucleotide messenger RNA. The record is from the annotation of a GenBank genome assembly. NCBI's taxonomy places the organism in Eukaryota, Viridiplantae, Streptophyta, Zygnematophyceae, Desmidiales, Closteriaceae.